CAGUUUGACGCAUGCGUUUUAAACGUUUAAAUAUUGGUUGUUCUAGGGAUAUUUAUUUAUCAGGUUUAAUUUGCUUAGAAAAUAAUUAAAAAAAAAUAACAUUAUUGGAAUAAAUUAAUUUCAUAUAUUACAAGCAUUUCGAUGAUUAUUUGAGAACAGAAAUUUUUAAAAUAAUUAAUUGGAUAAUAGUUGUUCAUCUAUAACAAGAGCUUUGACUCCAAAUCUUUUUAUCUGCAUACAUAUAUAUAGUAAUGUCGCGGCUAACUGCGGCGACAUGGCAGUGAGUCGAGUGUUAUAACGAGUUUGUUUUGCUUGAUGGUUUGAUGUGAUUCUAUGAAACAUAAAAUGAAUCUCAAGUGUCGUAAAUAAAUAUGAGUGAACGAAAAUUCACCCGGGCUUUGGGAAAGCCCGGCAUGGCUGCUCAACUUAGGGAAACUGUAUCUCAAGUAGUUCGAGAGAGUACAGUCCAGAAUAAACCUCAUCUGGUAGAGCCGAUAGAUUUUGAAAGUUUUGUUUUAAAAAAUAAAACUUUACUACAAAAUGAUCCACAGAGAGAAUUAUUGCUUUAUCCAUCAGACGAUGUUUCCCAAAUUGUUUUACCUAGAAGAUAUAGAACAGUACAGCCAAUUGUGCAAAAUAUUCUUGAAGAAACCGAUGGUACAGAGAGUCUUUUAACGAAAGAAUGUCUUAAAAGUUAUGCAUCAAAUUGGAAUUUAGUUCAUUACAAGUAUGCUGCCUAUAGCGGUACAUACCUUGAUUUACCAAAAUUAUCCAAAAGUGAUGAUCUUAAGGAAGAAAUUUAUGAAAUAGAUACAGAAGUUGAUCAAGUAGAUGAAGAGAUGAUAAAAAAUGAUGGAAUUACAAAAGAAGGGUAUUUAAUGAAAGGACCGGAAAUAGGAAGUAGUGAUCGUAUGUUUGUCAAUAUUGGAUCAAAAUCGUUUAAAAGACGUUUUUGUCAUUUAAGACAAGAGGUUGAUGGAACUUAUAUUCUCGAACUCUUCAAAGAUGAAAAGAAAGGGGAAGCAAAAUUAACUAUUGUUAUGGAUUUUUGUACUGAAGUGGUAAGAAAUCCUAAACGUGGUAGAUAUUGUUUUGAAUUGAGAAUGAGUGGAACUCAUAAAUUUUAUACAUUUGCUGCUGAUAACGAAACUGAUAUGCAGGAAUGGUUAUUGAAGUUAAGUUCUGUUUUACAAUAUUAUAAACAACAAGAAGAAAAGCGUGCUGCUUCUUUAGAGCGUACUUGCAAUACUCCACCACCUUCACCGACACCAAUGCCAAUUUACGGAACUUUGAAAGGUUUAGAACAAAGCAUGAAUCCACAAUUAAUUAAAUAUUCUCGUGAGACUGAUACAAGUAUACUAUUAGCUAGAAGAGAAAAUAGAAAACGCUUAUUUAGCUUAUAUCAUCAUAUUCCACUUAGUAAAUAUCAGACAGGAAGCUCUGAUGAUUCUAAUGUUGAUCCUUACAAAGAACAGUUUGGACAGAGAAUAUUUAUUAAAUGUGAAGCUCUUAAAUUUAGAUUGCAAGCACCAAUUGAUGAAAAUGAAUCUCUUUGUCAAGUAGAACCUUACCAUACAACUUUGUGUUUAUUUGACGCUAGAAAUGGAAGAAAGUUAUCUGAAAAUUUUCAUUUUGAUGUUAAUCAUGAGAUUGUUCGUGAUAUGGUACAGGAGUUAAGUCCCAAUGGUGUUUUAACUGAAAAAAAUGAACAAAGUGAGCUACCUAAUGAAUUAAAAAAUAUUCCUGAAAAAUGGAUUCAGUAUCCAAAACAAGCAAUAUUCAGUAUUAGUAACCCACAUCCUGAUGUGUUUCUUGUUGUAAGAAUUGAAAAAAUACUUCAAGGAAGUAUUUGUCAGACAUCUGAACCGUAUAUUAGAGCAACAAAAGAUCCUCGUUUAGGUCUUAAAGUACACAAAAACGUUCGAGCUUGUUGUCAACGAUUAGGCAAUUAUAGAAUGCCUUUUGCAUGGGCAGCCAGACCUUUAUUUCGACUCUACAGUAAUGAACUUGAUACAUCUUCUGAUUUUCCGGCAAUUUAUAGACAAGAAGGGAAUAAAAUGCGUGAUGAUGAGAUUUUAAAAAUGCUUGCUGAAUACAGAAAGCCAGAUAAACUUAGUAAAUUAACUGUGAUACCAGGAUGGUUGAAGUUAACGAUCGAACCAUUGUCAGAUAUUCCGGAAAAUACUUUAACAACUUCCUUGGCUCCUUUAAAACCAUUUCCAUUACCGCCUACAAAUAAACCAACAAUAGAAGUGGCAGAAUUUGAAAGUUCUUGUGAAAAGGAUGUGCAUCCUUAUACUACUUAUUUAAAUCAUUUAUAUAUUUAUCCUCAAGUAUUAAAUUUCGAUACGCAAAAAAUUUUUAACCGAGCACGAAAUAUUGCGUGCAUUGUUGAAUUACGCGAUAAUGAUACUGAGGAUGCUAAACCAUUAAAAUGCAUUUAUGGUCGACCGGGUUCGCAAAUACUUUGUACACGAGCCAGUUGUGCUGUUCUACAUCAUAGUGCAGUUCCGUCAUGGUAUGAAGAGAUAAAGAUGAGAUUACCAACUAAAUUGCAUGCGAAGCAUCAUCUCUUAUUUUCAUUUUAUCACAUUAGUUGUGAUAUGAACAAAAAAAAAGAAAACGGAGUCGAGAGUUGUGUUGGAUAUGCAUGGUUACCAUUGAUAUAUAAAGGAAGAUUAGCAGUUGACAUAGAAGCUAAUAUUCAAGUUUUGCCAGUGGCAACACAUUUACCAGCUGGUUAUUUGGCGAUUCAACCAUUAGGACUUGGAAAGGGCAAUGCAGGGCCUGAUAUUACUUGGAUUGAUGGCCAACGUCCUAUAUUUACAGUCUCUUUUCAAUUAAUAUCAACGGUUUUCACUCGAGAUCCUCAUCUUCAUAAUCUAUUUGUUCAUGCUGAAAAAAUAUUGGACAAUAAAUUAUCUGGAAUUCCAUCAGAUUCAGAAACUUGUAAAAUACUAAAAGCAGCACAUGCUAUACAAUUAGUUACAGCCAUUACAUUCCUACCAACAAUUUUAAAUCAAUUAUUUAUUUUACUUACUUGUACGUCCAUUGAAGAAGUUGGCCUUUAUAUUAUUCGUGUACUGAUUCACGUAAUUAAUUUGAUAUUCAAAGCUAGUAGAAAAGAUAUAAUCCAAGCUUACGUUAAAUAUGUUUUCAUGUUGCCUUCAAAAGAAAUUGUUACUACUACUGUUCAUGAACAACUUGCUAAAUAUUUACCAUCUUUAUUGCAUCCAAAUAAUACAGACUUUCUGGUUGUGAAUAAAUUUAUGCAUCACUCAAGUUUUUUCUUUGACAUCAUGGUAAAGAGUAUGGCUCAACACAUGCUAACUAGUGGAAGAAUUAAGAUGCAUCGAAAUGAAAGAUUUUCACAGGAUUAUCAUGAAGCUAUUAAAAAACUUUUAGAAGUUGUUACACCGUACAUUAUGAAUAAAUAUAAGGAUAUGCCAGUUGAAACACAAGAGCUUAAUAAAAGUCUUGCACAAUUUUUAAAGAAAUGUUUGACGUUUAUGGAUAGAGGAUUCGUUUUUACUCUAAUUAAUGAUUAUAUGGAUAAUUUUUCACCUGGUGAUUCGAAGACACUUCAAGACUAUAAAUUUACCUUUCUACAAAUAAUUUGUUCUCAUGAACAUUAUGUGUCUUUUAAUCUACCUAUGAUGCAGACAAGAGUUACAACAAAAGAAUUGAUGUUAGAAUACUGUUUAUCACAAGAAUUCUGCAAGCAUCAUUUUCUCGUGGGUCUUUUACUUCAAGAAGUAAAAUCAUCUCUGAAUGAGAUUGUCCAAAUCAGAAAAAUUGCAAUCGCUACGUUACGCGAUCUGUUAGCAAAACAUGAAUUAGAUGAUCGAUAUCAAAAUAAAGGACAAUUGAGUCGUAUUGCUGCAGUUUAUAUUCCAUGGUUGGGAGUGGUUCUGGAAAAUUUACAUAGACUCCAAUCUGUUUAUGAGACUGAAAUGAAGACUGAAUUGAGACAAAAUCAUACUAAUAAAAUAUCAAGUAGUAGUAGUAAUUGUUUAUUAAAUAAAGAUUCAGUAAAUUCAAUUACAGCGACAGAUACACCCAAAUCUGUUCAUAGAUUUACUCUACACUUAGAUUCACAAUCUCCAAUAAGAGCUUCAAUGCAUCUUAGAGAUUCCACUUAUUUUGCUGCAAUUGCUGGUCAAGGUUUAGCGAAUGGCUUUUCUUGUGCUAGCAUUGAAUCUAACGCAUCGACGAUAUCAAGCACUUCGCAUUCACAUAUUUCUCAGGAAACAACCAUUAUUCGAGAACCGAUUGAGAAUGGUACCUCUGAAAAGAAAGGACACUCUAGAUCUGUUAGCGUAACUCAAACAUCAGCUAGAUGUGAUAAACUCCAAUCAUCAGAAAUGAAAGAUCUGUUACUGUGUUUUCUUUUUGUUAUAAAAUAUUUAGGCGAUCACCAAGUUAUUGCCUGGUGGCAUCAAUGCUCAGAAACUGAAAUAAUAAGUUUUUUUACCGUUCUCGAAAUGAGUUUACAUCAUUUUAAAUAUAUCGGAAAACGGUUAAUAGCAGCCGUUAAUGUCACCAAUAAUGCCGGUAAACCCAAAACUGUUAAGGCCAUGACAUUGCCAGCAAGAAUGGCACCACCGGAUUUCACCAACGAUAGUUCAGGUACUGGAACUCUUCAACCACAUAAUACUGUAACUCGUGAAAAUUUAGUUGAAGAAGAAAAUCACGUACAUCACCAAGUGUUACUAGAAGCAAACAUGGCUACUGAAGUUGGACUUAUUACGCUUGACUGUGUUGGAUUAUUCUGCAUACAUUUUAAGGAUGUGCUUUUAGUUAAUGAUGGUGAUAAUCCUGUCAUGCAGAAAUUAUUCAAUAUAUAUUUAUCUUUCUUACAACUUGGUCAGUCUGAGACAUUAUUUCGACAUGUUUUUGCUAGUUUACGAGCAUUUCUUAAUAAUUAUUCGAUAGCAUUAUUUCAAGGUAACGCGGUAUUUUGUGGCCGCCUUUGUUAUGAGUUAUUACGAUGCUGUAAUAGUAAAUUAAGCUCAAUUAGACAAGAGUCAUGUGCAUUGCUCUAUCUACUUAUGAGAAGCAACUUUGAAUUCACCAGUAGAAAAGGACUAAUCCGUGUGCAUUUGCAGGUGAUAAUAUCAGUUUCACAAAUGCUUGGAAAUGUGAUAGGACUCAAUAACUCACGAUUUCAAGAAUCACUAUCACUUAUUAACAGUUAUGCUUCGUCAGACAAAGUAAUGAAAGGAACUGGUUUUCCUGUAGAAGUUAAAGAUUUAAAUAAAAGAAUUCGUACUGUAUUAAUGGCCACUGCACAAAUGCGAGAACAUAAUAAUGAUCCGGAAAUGCUCGUUGAUCUUCAACAUAGUUUAGCUAAUUCAUAUGCAAGCACGCCAGAGUUAAGGCAUACAUGGCUCGAAACAAUGGCACGCAAUCAUGCUAGAGAUGGAAAUUUUUCAGAGGCGGCUUGUUGUCAAUUACAUAUUGCUGCUCUUAUGGCAGAAUAUCUAAAAUUAAAAAAGAUCCAUUCAUGGGGUGCAGAAGCAUUUGAUAAAAUAUCUGUCAAUAUUUCUCGAGAUGAAAGAGGACUCAAGCUUGAUGCUGGUGAGAUUUGGGUACAAGAUAUUCAUUAUAAUGAGUCCAUACUUUUGGAGCAAUUAGAAAGUUGUACAGAAAUGCUAGAGAAGGCUGAACGCUUUGAAUUACUCGGACAUCUGUAUCGUUUGAUAAUUCCUAUUUAUGAAAAUAAAAGGAAUUAUGAAGCAUUAUCUAACUGUUAUUCUCAUCUGACACAAGCAUGUAAUAAAAUUGUCGAAGUCACAAAAACUGGAAAAAGAUUACUUGGACGAUUUUAUAGAGUCGCAUUCUUCGGAUCAGCUUAUUUUGAGGAAGAAAAUGGACAAGAAUAUAUUUAUAAAGAGCCUAAAGUAACUUCUUUAUCAGAAAUUUCAGAGCGGCUUCAUCGUUUAUAUGCUGAAAAAUUUGGAAUAGAAAACGUUAAAAUGAUUAUGGAUUCAGCACCGAUUGAAUUAAAAGACCUUGAUACAAAAAUAGCAUACAUUCAAGUUACCCACGUAACACCUUAUUUUGAAAAGGUCGAGCUUGAGUCUCGAGUUACUGAAUUUGAACAAAAUCAUGAUGUAUCAUGUUUCAUGUUUGAAACUCCAUUUACUCAUGAAGGAAAACCUCGAGGAAAUCCUGAAGAUCAGUGGAAAAGAAGAACAAUUAUUACUACACAAUAUGCAUUUCCAUACAUUAAGAAACGCAUUCCAGUUAUUGGAAAAAAGAUCGUUGAACUUAGUCCGAUAGAAGUUGCAUUAGAUGAAAUGAGACAGCGAGUUCAAGAGUUAGAAGAUGUUGCUUUAAUAGCACCUACUGAUGCUAAAAAAUUACAAUUAAAACUUCAAGGAAGUAUUUGUGUGACAGUAAAUGCUGGACCUUUAGCUUAUGCAUCGGCGUUUCUAGAUCCUGCACUUUCACCUCAAUAUUCUGACGAUAAAGUUGAAGAAUUGAAAGAUGUUUUCAGAGAUUUCAUUAAAAUAUGUUAUACGGCACUUCAAAUUAAUGGUAAAUUGAUCACAAAUGAUCAGCUAGAAUAUCAAGAAGUUCUUCGAGAAAAUUAUCAAAAGUUAUGCCAAAAUUUAUCUUCAUUACUCGGUGAAUCAAUUUGGCCUGAUGAUGAAAUUGGAAGUUUUAAAAGAAAUAGUGCGGCUCUAUUCAGUGCGAUUAGUGGAGCUAAUAAUCAUACAAGUAUUGCUUAAAACCAUGACAUUAGGGUGCUGAUUGCUGUUUAAAUGAUAUUUUUUUUUUAUCCAGUGAUAUGCACUAUAAUUAUCAAUGAAACAGGUAACAUUAAUCCAUUUUCUACAAACUUUUUAUAUAAUAUUUUAUAAUUUUUACAAGAAAAUAAUACCAAAUUAGUAAGUAUUUAACGUAAUGUCGGCCAGUAAAAAAUUAGUUUUCGAAACUUCUCAAUUAUAACGGAGGAUUUUUUAACUUUUUCAUGGGCAUCAGAACUUCAAUACACUUACACAUGUUUAGAGGUGAGUUUUACAAUUGUAAUAAUAUAAAGUCUGAUUUGAAACAAUAGUUAAGUCAAUAUAAAAAGAUAAUAGAAUAAUGUGAAAUUAAUGCUUAACAAAUAGGAAUUUUUGAAAAAAAAAAAGAUUUUUAUUAUAUUUUAUUUUGAAAUUUUUUAUUAAAUUAUUCUUUAUCAAGAUCUGUAUACUAUAAUCGAAUCUAUAUGCGUUUAUACGCACAUUAACUGGAAAUUAAUUGAUUGAAAUUCUCAUAGAUGUAAAUUAUUAUAUAAAUGACAACAAAUAUUAUAAAUAUAAUUGUGAAAAAAGAAUAUUUCAAUGUAAUUUGCGAUUGGAUUGUUACAUAUAGUUGAGUGUCACAUUUUUAAUAAGUGUAUGUGUACUGUAGGUAUUGUUGAGCGAUAACUACUCUUUAAUAUAGCUUUACAUUAAAUAAUUUAAAUUAAAAACAAAAAAGGGAGGAAAAUUUAUAUUGUUCGGAUGUUAUAUCUAAUUUGUAAAAAUAUAUAAGUUGAUUUAUAAAUAUGUGAUAUAUUUUAACAGGGUACAAUUAUCUUAAAAUUGCACUCUGAUUGUAUUUGUUUUCGAAACAUGUAUAUAUUUUUGGCGAACAUUUCGUUUUAAUUGUUUUUAAAUACUACA
This is a messenger RNA of Chelonus insularis, 7658 nucleotides long. It is a transcript of the gene Ziz, whose product is annotated as dedicator of cytokinesis protein Ziz. Gene Ontology annotation, molecular function: guanyl-nucleotide exchange factor activity. Gene Ontology annotation, biological process: small GTPase-mediated signal transduction; positive regulation of GTPase activity. Lineage: Eukaryota; Metazoa; Arthropoda; Insecta; Hymenoptera; Braconidae. The record is from RefSeq and is a predicted model, not a curated record. Bases 372 to 6737 code for a protein of 2121 amino acids. The transcript is spliced from 11 exons.